Sipha flava (yellow sugarcane aphid) is the source of this 1280-nucleotide messenger RNA. Its product is annotated as spermatogenesis-associated protein 22-like. The transcript has 4 exons. NCBI's taxonomy places the organism in Eukaryota, Metazoa, Arthropoda, Insecta, Hemiptera, Aphididae. The annotation marks the transcript as partial. The record is from RefSeq and is a predicted model, not a curated record.
GCAUUUUUACUUUAUCGACACGAUAAGGACUUACCUGCUAGAUACACGAAGUCCGUCGAAACGAAUAAGGUGGAGCUGCGAAAGUUCGUAUAGCACAUUUAAUGGGGACUGAACUAAUUAAACUUCACAAAAUCCAUCCAGCAGAGUCGUUCCUCUGAUCGACUUCCGUCAAAUAGUUUUGUUGUGGGCCACAAGGAAGAACGGAACCACCGUGGCAAUGUUCUCGGGUAAUUUUCCAACGUUUCGUACAAGGUAUUUUGACAGAAGCCGCCGAAACUUGAAUCAGGGCCGUUAAUUGUUAUCGCAGUAGACAACAAAAAUACAAUUGUUAUCGGUAGACCGGAGACGCGCGGACGGACGGUAUUCGCAAGGCGAACCAAACAGCACGGAUGAAAAACGUUUGACAGGGAAAAAAAGAAAAAAUAAUUAUUGUUUGAACCCAGCACCGCGGGCAGGGUCUUAUCAACCACGAAUGAUAUCGUCGUAAGACGUUUUACGACGGGCGGCGACGACAGUAUAACCACAACAAAAACGGCAUGAUAUCCGAGCACACGAACACACUGUUCCCAGCAUAUUCGUCUACGCGCGCACCACAAAAUGAAAACGUCUUUCGGAAGUGAAUUCAACGUAGUGCGUUCGUUUUCACAUUGGUUUCUUGUCGUGUAACCGAAACGAAAUUACUGUUCGAUAUACUUGCACGAGUGUAUAGAGCGACAAUGUAUUCUUUUUUGACGAGCAAUAGAGACGGUCCGAGCACCAGCGCCGCUACCGGCACGUCGACGAGCAAAUCGCGACGUGAUCAUCCGUAUGCGAAACACGACCGGACUGAAAUUAAAUUGGCACCAAAAACUACUUUUGGUAGUAACAAACUCAACAAUCAAUCAAACAAAGUUAUUGAUGAAGGCAAGCAACUUAUAGUUGGAAGUGUUGAACAAGUCACACGUUGGUGUCAAAUGUUAUCGUCUUUGGAACCAACUAAAAUUAUUUAUCAAGUAUUUGGAAUUAUGGGUUUAAUAAAAACUGGCAGUAACAAAUGUGAAAAAGUAUUUUGUUUGCAUAGUGAACAUAAAAAAUCAGGAAUAGUUUGUGUAUUUUAUGAAAUAGAUAGAAAAAUCCCAAUUAUACAAGAAGGAACACUGGUUUUGUGUACUGGUCAUGUUAAAGGAAAAAAUAAAUUACAGAUAUUCACUAUAAGAGAAUUAGAUGAAAAUGACAAAAAUUCAUUUGACAGAAUAUCUUUGGUAAGCCAAUGGACAAUAAAUGACAUUUUAAUAUACAAA